Arabis nemorensis is the source of this 1245-nucleotide messenger RNA. The record is from the annotation of a GenBank genome assembly. Lineage: Eukaryota; Viridiplantae; Streptophyta; Magnoliopsida; Brassicales; Brassicaceae.
AUGGCAGGAGCUUCUUCUUCUUCCAUUGUAUCAUUGAUCCCAACGGGACCUCAAGUGUUCAUCAAUUUUCGGGGAAAAGAUGUACGCAAAAACUUCAUCAGCUUUCUUGUGCCUGCCUUGAAAGAUAAAAACAUCAACGUGUUUAUAGACGAGCGAGAGGAGAGAGGCAAAUUCCUAAUCAACCUGUUUGAUAGGAUAGGCGAGUCAAAAGUCGCAUUGGUUAUCUUUUCCGAGGGAUACACCGAGUCGAAAUGGUGUUUGGACGAGCUAGUACAAAUCAAGGAAUGCAUGGAUCAAAAGAAACUCACAGUGAUUCCCAUCUUCUACAAGCUCGAUCCUACCAAAGUGAAAGGCCUUAGAGGAAAUUUCGGCGAUAAAUUCAGGGAUCUUGUAGAUAGAUAUCAACAUGAACCAGAAAGAUUCAAGAAAUGGACGGAAGCUUUGACUUCUGUUUCCCAAACGUUUGCCUUGUCCUUGUCAAAAUACAGUGACAAAUCCGAUAAAGAUUUCAUAAGAUCAAUAGUCAAGGAGGUUAGGAAAGUGCUGCCGGAUAUCUCCAAAGGAAGAAAUGAAGUAAUUAAUGACGAUCUCUCGCCUGCGGGAAGGAAACUCACUAUCACUAUGUACGAGGCACCAAAUGAUGAAGCCGUUGAAGUUUCGGUGCUGAAUGAACUCUACUGGAUAAACGACAUGACUGAAAAUUUACAUAUAAGAAAUCAGUCACCGGGACCAUCGUACGAGUUCAAAUUCUGGGUCCUCAAUAGACCAAAUGGUAAUGUUUUCAUGAUCAACGCAAGGGAUCUCUCAAUCGAGUGGUCGGAGAAUCCUGACCAUUGGACGUGGCUCCCUCUCCCGAACCAAAAUCCAAAUGAAUCAAUCGUCGAAAUUGCGUUUUUGAGAAAAGCUAGCUGGCUAGAUGUAGCCGGAAGGUUUGACACACGAUAUUUAUCCCCGAGAACAAGGUACGAGGUGGUUUUCGUGGUGAAGUUGAAUUACACCACAUUCGAAUGGGAGACACCGGUGAAGCUAAAGCUUGUCUUGCCCAAUAGUAAGGAGAAACCGCAAGAGCGGAGUGUGGACAUGGUAGAUUACAUGAGUAAUCAAUGGGUUGAUAUUAUGGUCGGCGAGUUCACCACAUCGAUAACAAACAUGGGGGAAAUAUCUUUUGCAUUGUAUGAACACGAGUGCCAACUGUGGAAAUCAGGGCUCUUCGUCAAAGGUGUUGUAAUUCGUCCUAAAAACUGA